AUGGACUUCGAUGAUGGCGGCAGUGACAGUCAGGAAGGGCGUGACGACUUUCAGUCCCUGACUACAGACUUGGAGCCCUUUGCUUGCGAUCACCCAUUGCUGAAGUUUGGCCAAGUUGGCUACAAUGGACCUGCUGGCUUCAUGUGGGACUUUGCCUAUGUCUAUGACAACCUUCAUGCUUUGGGCGAAAAGAAGCAGAAGUACAAGAUGUUAAAGGAGCUCCAGGAACAAUGCUGUGAAGGGCAACACUUGUCCAGGGAAGAUUUGCAUGUGAAAAAGGAAAGAAGGCGAGGGUGCUUGGCCGUUGAUGCAGUGAGCACAUUGCUUGUCUUGCACUUUUUGCUCGACUUGCUCAACAAAUCAAGAACUGAUGCCAAAGCGCUGACUAUGAGAAACUAUUUCAAAGAUGUUGGCAUGCUGGUCACCCAGGAAGCAAGUCGCCACAAUGAUGUGCUGAAGUUUUCAGUUGGUGACUUUCCUAUGCAUGUUCUGCCUACAGGGAAGUUGCAAGGCUUUCGUUUGUGGCUCGGAAGACAUGUUCACAAACAGGUGGUUCAAUUAUGGCUUACACUGUGGAAGUGGAUGGCCAGGGAAGACAAUGGGCCACUUCUGACAGAAGACAUUUCCAGCAACGAUGAUGAGGAGCCUUCCUUGGUGGAUUUACUCAUGUUUUGUGUCAAUUUUAUACAUUCCUACAAGGCGGCCCAUUCGUUUCGACAGCCUCCCCCUUUCUCCACCGAUAGCAUGAGAAAUCUGCAACAAUGCGUUCUCAAGUUUGUGGCGUGGGUUGUCAACAAUGUGGUGCUUGAGAUGAUGACCCAGCAGGACGAUUCUCAGCCAGUGCCAUCCAGACGCGUGAGAAGGAACUCCGAUGCAAAUCUGCGGAAGAUGAGUCCUCAUGAGAUCUGGCGUGUCAUUGAGCAAAGCAAGGAUACUGGGGUGUCAUACCAAAAGAUUUGUGCUCUGCGAAAAGAUGACCCACAAGGAGGAAUCAGUGAGCAGCUGACGUGGGUUUGGCAGAGAAAAUUGUUGUCAAUGUACAGGCAGUCAUCAAGGCUAAGUUUCUUGAAUGUGAAGAACUUCGCCAUUGUCACGGAUGCCUCAACUCAUAGCAACAAGGACUACCUGAUGAGCCUGGCCUAUGACCCUGUAAAUGGAGUAGGGGCUCACAUGUGCUCAGUUCACGUCAGGUCAACAAAAGUGUUACACCCACAGGAGAUGGAGCUGACACCAGAAGCAGAGCGCUUGGCAGCGAGACGGGAAAUUGAACGGCUUAGCAGCUUGAAGUUCUUGCAAGGCCUUUCGGCCCAGAUAUGCAAGUUGACUGACCUUCGCUUGGAUGAUUUUAAAUUUCCUGAAGUCUUGCUCAAAAUGUUGGAGCUGCAACCAGGCGAUAACUUCUUCUUUGACGACAAUGUCGCAGUGCUGAAUGGAGAGGAGUUUCAAUUAAGUCAAUUACGUCAAUUGUCUGAUUUGCCUUGUUUGCAUUGCAUCAUGGACCAAGGCAAAGUUGGCUGCGCAGCUGCUGCCUUUGUCACUUCCCAAGCUGGCCUCCAAAUCCACUUCACCUUCGACAAGAUUCACCGCCUGUUGAGAGACCUGAAAAACCCAAUCAAAGCAGCUGGCUUGGAAUCUUGUGUUUUGGCAACAACGUAUCUGUUCAGCGUCAACACCAAGCCUUUUGGAAGUGGCCAAUGGUUUACGGAAAAAACUCAGAUCUUGGAAGCAUUCUUUGAAUCCAACAGCUUUGACUGCCAAUGGUUUCAGGCAUUGAAAGAGAGAAUUGCCAAUGAUUUUGGUAUGGAAGGGUGCUCCGACAGGGAGAUCUUUGACUCCAUUCCCGAGCAAUUGGAAUCGUGGAGGCUCAAGGGCGGACUUGCCAAGGCAAGCAGAUGGUUUUCCUGGAACGAAGGAGCUGCUGUCCACUUGAAAGAAUGGCAUAGCUCCCUCAUGCUCCUCUCGUGGUACUUCCCAACAGAUCUUGACACUGAUGGUCAGUCUGGUUUGUUAGGCCUCAAAGGCUGUUUGACACAGAUGUAUUGGGAAGAUGCCCACAUCAUCUUCAGAGUUCAAUAUGGAAUGUGGUCGUGGUACUCGCAGCAGAUCCAUGAUGUCAAAAGCCCAGAGCAUGCAAUCAUUGAAUCUUUGGAAAUGGUCGAGUCAUGGAUGAGUCAUCAGUCUCUCCAGACCCUUGCUGAAUCGUGGAGCGCUCAAACUUGGGCCGAUGUUGAGCGGUUUGUGCCUGACCAGGAGGCCUUCAUUGCCAGAGUGAAUACCUAUGCUCUUGGAUGCUUGAUGAAUCGUUGCGCAACGCUUUCCAAGUUCUCAGCUCCACCUGAGACAUGGGUUGGGCUUCUAGAUCCCCAGCAAGCACAGGUGACAAGAAUGCGGCUCUUGAAGGAGCAUCGUUGGUUUCAAUCCUUGCGGUGCAGCAUGGCUCCUUUUGCAGCAGAGCUUGCCAGUGACAUUGAGACGGUCUUCGAUUUGCCUUGUCGUCAUUUGUGUCAUUUGUGUCAUUUUGACUUUGGAGCAGCGCAAGAGCUGGCCAAGCUGCUGAUUGGUGGCUUUGCGGAUUCAAAAGUGGUUGAGGACAUUCACCAAGCAUGCAGGGUGGCCACGAACCCAGGCAGCAACAAGAAGCUCUCUGGAGCUACGUUGCAGCUUGUUUGCCAAUUCUCUGAGGUUUUGGACAAGAGAGGGAUCGUCCAUCCAGCUGCCCUAACCCGUGAAGAAUUCUUGGACAAGUGGCCUGAUGCCAGAGAUGAUUUCAACUGCCGCCAGGAAUUCAAAUCAUCCAGCCAUAGUCUACCAGCUCGCUACUCAGAGAUUCUGACGAAGAAGAUGUGGCGCACUGUCAGUGAGGAUUGGCUUCGAACCUCAUACGGGGCAUGGCAAUGGAUGAUUCAAUACUGCGGGCAAAGGCUUGCUGACCAAGGUGUUCGCCUGGAGGAUGGUCUUCUGAACCGCCUUGCUUUUCAAGGGCAAGUGAUUGAAGUCAAUUUUGUCUAUCUACUCAUUUUGGGCAAUUUGAAGUGGCAAGCCCUUGCUUGGCCGUUGAAGCUUGUGGACGCUGCUGAUGAUGAUUAUCGCAUGAUGCGAUGGGUUUUGGAUUCGUCGUCAAGUUGUCAAUGGCUGCAAUGCUCUCUGAACAUGCCAGCUUUUCAAACAAAGCUAGUCUGGAGCAAUGAGUUUGGCAUCCACUGGCAACAGGUUGGGCCUCCUGAAACAUUUGCGCAGAAUUGCUUGCGGCGCUCCAAUGGCCUGACAUUCACAGAUCUUUGCUUGAUGGGGAGGCAUCUUUUUGGCUCCGAAAUCAAAGAGAAGUCUAGGAAGGACAUCCUUUUGAAGCUGGCGUUGCAUUUCGGAGAUGACUUUGCAGAGCUGGUCUUGGAGUGCGACUCUAAGACGACAAAGAAGUCAUCAUCUGAUCCAGAUCAAGCAGCUUUGGUAAAAGCUGUGUUUGACCACUUGGACGCGGAUGAGCAGAAGGAGUUUCGCUCUGUCAAGGAGAAUGUCUACAGGGAGGAGAAAACUCAGAAGCAAUUGAAGUGGCGCAAAUUGCUCAACGAAAAAAUGGAGGAGCAAGCAGAAGCAAGCGAUGCUGUGAAGAUGGAAGACGAAGAGGAUUUGGAGGAAGAAGUGAAGCAAACGAAACUGAACGUGCUGAAGCAGCAGCUGAACUUGCUGAGGAAGCAGCUCCUCCUGCUGAACUUGCCGAAGAAGCAGCUCCUGCUGCUGAAGUGGCUGAAGGAGCUUCUCCGUCUGAAGUUGCUGAAGGAGCUCCUCCUGCUGAACUUGCUGAAGCAGCAGCUCCUCCUGCUGAACUUCCCGAAGAAGCAGCUCCUGCUGCUGAAGUUGCUGAAGGAGCUUCUCCGUCUGAAGUUGCUGAAGGAGCUCCUCCUGCUGAACUUGCUGAAGCAGCAGCUCCUGCUGCUGAACUUGCUGAAGCAGCAGCUCCUGCUGCUGAACUUGCACCCCCGGCUCAACCGGCUGAGCCAGCUCGGCCAGCGCCUGUGCCUGGCAGAGAUGUCGGGCCUCGAGUGCACUCAACACCUGCCCUCCUCAGAAGCAUUGAGCCCAACAGUUGGUUCAAGUUGCCCAAGUGCAGCUUCAGAAGAUGACGAUCAAGAGAAAUGGCUGGAUGACAAGCUCCAACAGAUUUCUUCGUUAGAUUUCUAUGAUUUCUUGGCCUUCAGCAAAUUCAAUAGGCGUGUCGACUGGCCAGAAGGACUGCAUCAUGUCAAGUCCACAUGUCAAGACUUUCUUGAUUUUGACCAAGAGAAUGGCGGCAGGGCCUCGAAAGUGUGGCCUUCAUUUUUGUGUGAAGCAUAUCCUUUUUUGCGCGGCGCAACAUCGUGCUUGGAGAUGAUGGUGCUGGUUGCUGAAAGGUUUCUUUUCAAUUUGGUCAAUUUCAAUGAAUUGGAUCAAUUGGAAUUUGUUGAGUUUUGUGCUGGCCGAGCCCAUCUCAGUCGAGAGAUGCUGCGUCAAGGAUUUCACCAAGGAGCUUCUGUGGACAUUCUUUUUCAUCCCCACCAUGACAUGUUGAGUUCCAAGGGGCUGAGGACUUGGUUUGACAUGGUAGUGGCUUCUCGGCGAAAGUCGUUACACUGGUUUGCUACCAGAUGCUCGAGCUUCGUCCCGCUCUGUAUCUCUCAAAGCAUGAGAUAUGAGGAGAAUUCAUUCUACGGGGAUAGAAGCAGGCCAUGGGUGGAGCAGGGCAACCUUCAACAGGAAGUAACUGCAAUGAUGAUGUUCUUCAGUUUCCUCUUGGAUUGCAUUCCGGUGUUGGAGCAACCCACAGGGAGUGUGCUUCCAAAACUACCAUCCCUUCGUAAUGUUUUGUGGUUCUUCGACUUCAAGAAGACAGUGACCUACAUGGGAAGCUUUGCUGGCCCAACAAGCAAGCCUCUCCAGAUCUGGCAUCCGUCUUCAGGGCCUGGCUCCCUAUUUGCAGCCAUCGCCAGGCCAAGGCCAGAUGGCUUGGACAAUUUGGCUUCCAGUGGCCAGAGCUGGGAUGGAAGCCACACUUACACUGGCAAUAAGGAGAUGCUCAUCAAAGCGAGCACUACACGCCAGAGUUUGGCGCUUGUGUCGCCCAAAUCUACGAGCAGAUUCGAGCUUCGUGAAAACUUCACAACGCUCAAUUUGCUCAGCGUUGUCCAUUCAAAAGUGUCUUGA
Messenger RNA from Cladocopium goreaui, 5178 nucleotides. The record is from the annotation of a GenBank genome assembly. Lineage: Eukaryota; Dinophyceae; Suessiales; Symbiodiniaceae.